Messenger RNA from Gaeumannomyces tritici R3-111a-1, 2689 nucleotides. RefSeq lists its product as hypothetical. Bases 539 to 2089 code for a protein of 516 amino acids. Lineage: Eukaryota; Fungi; Ascomycota; Sordariomycetes; Magnaporthales; Magnaporthaceae. Gene Ontology annotation, biological process: cell surface receptor signaling pathway; G protein-coupled receptor signaling pathway. Gene Ontology annotation, molecular function: G protein-coupled receptor activity. The transcript is spliced from 4 exons. Gene Ontology annotation, cellular component: membrane. The record is from RefSeq and is a predicted model, not a curated record.
CCGCCUCCCCUCGCGAAGCCGGGGUUUCGUCCUCGAUCGUUCCGCUCGACUGUUUUCCUCCCUCGCUGCCGUCCUUGUUGCCUGGACGAGCCACUCUAUUUUCCGUUUCGAUAUACCCCCGCACAGGAACGUGCCCGUGAUACCCAUCUAGCUGGCGGAUACCUGCGCGACUUAAUAGCUAGAAUAUCUCCUGCUUUCCUCAACGCUGCCCUGCGCCACUGUUCCAGUCUCCCCGACCAUUGUUCUCCGAUAUCUUCUGUGGGACCCGAACGUCCAUACAAGACUCGAUGCGUCGCUGACACCCGACGUCAGCCCCUCGACGCGGUCCGACCCCGUCCUCCCCGACUUGUACACCCAACAACCAAAGUGUAGGCCGGUGGCACCUGUCUGACCUCACCCUCGCCCGCCACCACACCCGGACCCGGCUGGCAUAUAACACUCGAGCCUGUGGCCACCCGAUCCUGCACUGAGCGGAACCAACAAUAAACGAUACGCCAGCUAUCUCGCGCUGCGCUGGCGAACCCAAGAAAUCGCAGCCAUGUCGCUACCCGCACUGAGCCUUUGCCCAAAACCCUUUCUUGACGCAAUGGAUUUUAGCACCUCAAAUGGAUUUGUCAAGGGAAGGCUAUGCGCAGAUGUCGGCAACCUGACAUGCUGCCUCCCCUGUCCCAUGACGGACUUCGCCUACCCUGACACCUUUGACACCAUUGGGGUGUCUGCCGAGGUCGUCGCAGUCAUAUCAACCGUUCUGUGCGCAUUCCUGCUGCUAUCAUGGUUCUGCCUCCCAGUCGAGAAGACGCACAGGCAUUACCUGAGCAUUUGCUUGACCAUAGCAGUCACCUUCAUGAACAUGGGUUUUGUGGUUCCCCUCGCAGCGCAGCCGGACCAGUGUGCCGACAGGAUCACGCCCAACGACAUGAAGUCGAAUCAGGCAUGUGCAGCGUCUGGAUCCAUGCUUAUUCUUGGAGGGUGGGCUGGAGUCAUGUGGAUUUUCCUUCGCGCGCUCUCGCUCCAUCUCCAGAUCUGCUGGCAGGUCGUGGUCGGCAAGACCUUUAUGUGGUUUGCCCAGGCGGCCGGCUGGGGCAUUCCCCUCGUCGGCAUCAUCCUGGCUCUCACCAUGAGCGGAGUUUCGUUCCGGUUCGGACAGACGUGUCACGUCAACCACGAGAACAGCCUGGCCGUGCUGUGGAUUCCGCUGCUCAUCUUCUCCGCCUUCACCAUCUUCAUCCAGCUGGCCACCUUUAUCUACUGCAUCAAGGUGUACCUCGCCUCGCUCAGCGACAGCAGCGCCUCGACCGAGGGCUCCAACCUGCCAUCGUCCAGCCGGAGCAUCCGGACCAUGACGCCCAGGCAGGCCUACCGACGAGUCCGACGAGUCAUUCAGCUCCAGUGGAGGGGCAUCACCAUCGUGCUCAUCAUCAUCGCUGAUGUCAUUUUCUUCUCCAUCGUCUUUGUCUUCCAAGACAACACCCUGGAAAGAAUCAAGACGGACAGGAGCCUGGUUACCCCGUGGGUCACAUGCCUUGCGAUCGCUCGUGGCGACAAGAACAAGUGCCUCGACAAAGCCAGCGAGCUCGUGAUAAACGAGGUUACUGUUGGCGCCGUGCUUCUUCUCCUGGCUAUGAACGGGAUCUGGCUCAUGAUGCUGCUAGGGAGAUGGUCGAUGGUUACCGGCUGGAAGGACCUCAUCUCAUCCACGUUCCGCUCCAGCAAGAAGGCCGAGUUCGUCUCGGUCGAUGCCCGCGUGGCCGACGAUUACAAAAACCAAAGACGUUCGUACGAGAUGCUAUCCCGGGACUCGGGCAAGACAAUGGUGGACGACGCAGUAACACCCUCGGCAGGCACCACUCCGAUCUCGCCCUACCCGGCCGCCGUGUCUCCGGCGAGCCCCCCGCCCAGCGGGCGACGCACGCCCGACUACUUUGGGCAGACGGCGAGAUACCACGCGCCGACGCGCUCCUUUUCGAAGCCAAAAGCGCCACCGCAGGUGGUCAGGUGGGACAACAGCGAGAUAUAUGCUGGGUCCCAGACCGGGCAUAGUGAUGCCAACGAUAUGAACAUGAACCCACUGGGUAUGAACAGGAUAUGAAUGGUUAUGAAGCUUUUGUCCAACACAAUUGGGUUGGGAGGAAGCAAAGAAAAAAAACAAACAAAAAAAACACACACAAAAGGCUGUCUCCUAGAAAAAGGAGCCAGAAACAAGAGAUACCAGAAGCACUCGCGUGCUCUCUCUACAAGCGGAUAGCAUCUCCGCGGAUGGGCCCGCCUUCAGGAGCCAGGAUAACAGGAGGUCACAGGACGAAUCGGGCCAGCACCGGCGUCGACUCGGGAUGAAGCCCAUGGCACGACGCCUUGGGGCUUGCAACGAUCAGAGUUAUCAACUCUUGUUAUUGUCUUUUAUAUCAUUGGUGAAGCGUUCGGCGCAAGGAGGAAAACUCCGCAGGCACAUGCGGUUGACCAAAUGGGAAGGUCAAUGUUCUAACACGAUAUAUCCCCCACAAUGUUCUCUUUUGUUUUCAUGACCACGUGCCUAAUUGGGAGGGGAUGCUUGCACGAUGGUGGCAUGAAUGCACAACUCCAGCUAGGAAGUAUCUACUGGCUUCAAAGUACCCAAUCUCGUAUGCCUUGCCGUUCAUUUCGACGUGCCUCAAGAAGAACUACCUAGUGCGAAAGAAGAUGUUCGUAACCG